AUGACCCGCUUGCUCUACGUCACGCUCUUGGCCGUCUCGUUGGUGUCGGCCACCCCUCUUUCUACUUAUCAUGACUCGCCACGCCGCGUUUCGGGCAUGACCGUGGCCCCCCUUUAUGUGGAGGAGCACCCGCAUGGGACUGUCAACAACUCGUACAUCAUCAUGCUCAAGGAUGGCACCGCGCCCACACUCUUGGCAAAUCACAUGAACUUUGUCCAGACCGUGCACGCGGCGGACCCAGAGGCAGACGCGUUUGCGGGCCUGACGCAUGUUUACGACGGCCACAUCCUCGGCUACGCCGGCAAGUUCAGCAAGAACGUCAUCGACCACAUUCGGAUGAUGCCCGAGGUCGACUACGUCGAGCACGACCAGGUCGUCCGGACGCUCGAGGUUGAGCGGCACACCGACUUUGAGACCGAGAAGCAUGCCACGCAGAAGGGCGCUCCUUGGGGUCUUGCUCGCAUCAGCCACCGUGCUAAGCUCACGUUCAGCACCUUCACCAAGUACGAGUACGAUACCGACGGUGGUGCCGGCGUCGACGUCUACGUCAUCGACACCGGUAUCAACACCAAGCACGUCGAGUUCGAGGGACGUGCCUCUUGGGGCAAGACCAUCCCCCAGAAUGACGUCGACGAGGACGGCAACGGUCACGGUACCCAUUGCGCGGGUACCAUUGCCUCGCGCAAGUACGGUGUUGCGAAGGCGGCCAACGUCAUCGCUGUGAAGGUCCUCGGCAGCAAUGGCUCCGGCACCAUGUCCGACGUCGUCGGGGGUGUCACCUGGGCCGCGAAGGCCGCCGCCGAUAAGGCUAAGGCCGCCCUCGAGGAGUUCAGGCGCACCGGCAAGACUUCGCACAAGGGCUCUGUCGCCAACAUGUCCUUAGGUGGUGGCAAGUCGCGCGCGCUAGAUGAUGUCGUGAACCGCGCCGUCGACAAUGGAAUCCACUUCGCUGUCGCAGCUGGCAACGACAACAAGGACGCGUGCAACAACUCGCCUGCUGCUGCGGAGAAGGCGAUCACUGUCGGCGCGUCGACUCUUGGCGACGAGCGUGCGUACUUCUCGAACCACGGCCCCUGCGUCGAUGUUUUCGCUCCUGGCUUGAACAUCCUCUCGACCUACAUCGGCAGCAAUUCGUCGAUCACGACCAUGUCCGGCACGUCGAUGGCCUCGCCCCACACCGCUGGCCUGCUCGCGUACCUCCUAUCGCUUUACCCGUCGGUGACGUUCAACCCCUCGGUCGCGCCCGACCUUGCGGCUCUCAAGGUCCAGAGCCUCUCGACGCCGUCGCUCGCCAACGCGUACGCGCUUGCGUACCAAGCGAUGCCCUCGUGGGUCGCGACGUUCCUGCCCCCGCCCGAGCUCGUCUCACAGGAGCCCGCAUUCGCGCCGGUGCCGAACCCCACGCUGUCCCCAGCGCAGCUGAAGAAGGCACUCCUAGCGCUCGCUACUGAGGGCGUCUUCAGCGAGCUUCCUUCGGGCACGCCGAACCUGCUCAUCUACAACAACGCUACGAUUGCGUGAGCGUGAGCUUGAUGAGCGCGGGUUGUCGAUACCUCCUGUGGACGGAU
Molecule: messenger RNA, 1568 nt
Organism: Dichomitus squalens LYAD-421 SS1
Lineage: Eukaryota; Fungi; Basidiomycota; Agaricomycetes; Polyporales; Polyporaceae
Exons: 2
Coding region: 1-1521 (506 amino acids)
Biological process (GO): proteolysis
Molecular function (GO): serine-type endopeptidase activity
Source: RefSeq, a predicted model, not a curated record